Messenger RNA from Daphnia pulex (common water flea), 1610 nucleotides. RefSeq lists its product as uncharacterized. Lineage: Eukaryota; Metazoa; Arthropoda; Branchiopoda; Diplostraca; Daphniidae. The transcript has 3 exons. The record is from RefSeq and is a predicted model, not a curated record. Bases 255 to 1454 code for a protein of 399 amino acids.
UACGAUUUUUUUUGUGAAUUUCAGGUACGUACCCCACACCCUUCACAGUGCCCUGCUCGGCUUGGUGCUUCACAGUUCACAAGUCGCUUGAGACGAGACGCCGUGCAAACCAACGACGUCUAUUGUCCCCCCGAAAAACAGAAACUAGAAAUAGUUUUCCUUCUUUUUGUUUGAGUUUCGUCAUUGAGUCAGCCCUUCAUUUCUUCUAGGGUUUUCAUCGUUUGGCCAGAGCUACCACGUGGUUUGGUCACGUUAUGGCGUCGAUACAUUCGAACGGUAAAGACCCCGGCUAUCGUUAUUCAGCAUGUGAGGAGUCGUACGACUCGUCUGGCAGUGAAUCCGAGAACGACUCUGGCUGCUCUCAUUUUUACCGUCAAACAGCAAAAGUUCGUUUCACUCGAACAACGUCCAAGAUUCAACAUCAUAUGGAAACUAGUGCAGCUGCUGACGAAGGAAAGCAACAAUUAUUCGGAUGUCUCCGGCGCAGCAGCAGCACCAGUCAAAUGUCGCAAUACUUGGAAAGCAGCCGUGCUAUUAAGGGUGAGAGAGCAACUUCGGGCAUCCGGCGCAGCCCUGAAUCCGAAAAAAGACAACAAGAAUUGGAGAAAGUUCGUCGAGAAGUUAAGCGAAUGGAUCAAUUACAACAACUGGAGCAGCUACAGCCGCGCGUUGAAGAACGCCAUCGCCCUAGUCCACCCAACGUCAAUUCCCCGUUUAUUUCUCCGAGUCCCAUUCCAUCACCACAAUUUGUCCGACCGAAUUCACUUCCGGAUUCUUGGAUCACUCAGUUGUCCUCAUUUACUGAAUCACCACUGAACGAACGGGUCUCUCCGGGAUCCCCCUCUUCUUCCGGCAAUUCAUUCUGCUGUUGGGACUGGUGUGUGAACGACCAAACUUCCUGGCCGCCACACGUUGACUUGGAGCCGUUUACUGGCAAUCCAAUGGACUGGCCUUCUUUUAUUCAACGCUUCAAGACGUGGAUUCAUGACGCCAUGCCCAACGAUACGCUGCGAAUGAUUUACUUGGAGGAGCUUCUUUCGCCAGAACUAAGGCAAAAAUACUCGUCACACUUUAAUUUUCCGGGCCGCUACCGCAAGUUACUCGCUCAUCUCAGAAAUCACUAUGGGCAUCCUUCGCUAGUGGUCCGCUCGUGCUUUGAAGGGCUUAGGCAAUUGACUCCGUUGGACUCGGACAUUUCCAAGACGUCCCUCAGCGACUUAUCUGGUAGAGUACAGACAAUUUUGGCAAUUUUGAAGACGGUAGGAUGCGAGGAAGAAAUUCGUACCUUCUCGGCGCUUGAACUCUCUGGUUUAGUUUGCAAGUUGUCUGAAGAUUUGCGUGACGAGUGGAAUGCUCACAUCAAAGAAAAGCAGUCUUUAGUCCCCCUGCCAAAUCUCGGUGAAUUUGCCACUUGGCUGCAAGAACGAGCUGCCGAAACUACCUGGAGGAGGUGAUGAUGAACCAUUCUGCCUAGCGUUGAUCAACACAUAAAUGCAAGCUCUUCUCUUGUUGGGCGCCCGCGUUCCAUCAAUAAUGUAGUGCCAUGUGACUUGAUUGUAACAGUAGACCAUUACUGUGAUAACUGAUAAUACAUUGUUUAUUUGACAGAG